Messenger RNA from Nicotiana attenuata, 3264 nucleotides. RefSeq lists its product as uncharacterized. The transcript is spliced from 7 exons. The record is from RefSeq and is a predicted model, not a curated record. Gene Ontology annotation, biological process: DNA integration. The coding region runs from base 1 to 3264 and encodes 1087 amino acids. Lineage: Eukaryota; Viridiplantae; Streptophyta; Magnoliopsida; Solanales; Solanaceae. Gene Ontology annotation, molecular function: nucleic acid binding.
AUGAGAAUUUUUCAAUUGCAUCGAGCCAUUGCCACUCUCUCACAAGGUACAGAUUCUGUUUCAUGCUAUUUCACAAAAUUAAAGGAUUUAUGGAUUGAGUAUGAUGCUAUGGUACCCAAGGCCAAUUCAAGGGAUUAUGUUGAUCAUUUAGACCAACAUAAAUUGCUACAAUUCCUUAGUGGAUUAAACGACUUUUAUGACCAAGCUAGAAGGCAGAUCCUCAUGAAGUCGAAUGUGCCUUCUAUCAAUCGAGCUUAUGCGAUGGUGAUCGAAGAUGAAUCUAUACAGUGUCCUGGUACGGAUGCAGUAAUUAAUAAGAAUGAACUAGUAGCUAUGCAGGGGAAGAAAAGGUUCAAUCAGCUCAAUACUGGACAAUUUGGUCGUGGAAGUGGUGGUGCAAAUGGACAAUUUGGUCGAGGAACUCCACAGUUUAAUGUUCUUAACAAUGAUUCUAGCAAUGCAGGUGCUCAAUGCUCUUCUAGCUGUGACUUGCGGGAUGUUUUUGCUGGAAAGGGACCAUUCUUCACGAAGGAACAAUACAAGCAGAUUUUAGCAUUGUUGAACAAGGAACUAGCUGACAAUCAAAACAACAUGGAUAGCCAAAGCAAUAUGGCAGGUAUUGUAGUUUGUUUCAUGUCCAAAGAUAUUACUAGUGAGUGGAUUGUGGACUCAGGUGCCACACAUCACAUAGCUGCAUCGAUGGAUUUAUUAACAAAUGAUAACAUUAAGAAAGAAUCUAAGGACACAGUACAUUUUCCUACUAGAGAUAAGAUCCCUAUUUCUCAUACAAGCCAUGCAUCUUUACUUGGUAUUGAGGUUAUAAAAGGUGUCUUGUAUGUACCAGAUUUCAAAUUUAAUCUCCUUUCAGUAUCUAAACUCACAAGAGAACUGAGGUGUUCAGUGAAUUCUUUUCCUGACUUUGUCCUCUUCCAGGAUCUUUACAGUGGCAGGGUGAAUGGGAUUGAUAAGGAGACAUGUGAUCUGUACAUUGUCAAAGGUAGCAGUAAUAAUAGCAGUAGAGAUUGUAAUGUAGCAGCAAUAGUCGCAGUGAAUGAGGAUUGCAGAUUAUGGCAUCAAAGUCUUGGCCAUCCUUCGGCCUUUGCUAUGAAAAGUAUAAAUUGGUUAGGAAGCACUGUGGAUAAUGAUCUUCUGAAUAAUUGCCCUGUGUGUCCCUUAGCUAAACAAACUAGAUUGUUGUUUCCUACUAGUAUUUUUAGGGCAGUAUCUCCUUUUGAUCUUGUUCAUAUGGAUUUAUGGGGCCCUUAUAAAACACCCACCUAUGACAAGAAGUAUUAUUUCCUUACUAUUGUGGAUGACUUUAGUAGGUUUACUUGGAUUCAUUCGCUGCAACUCAAAUCUGAAACAAUUGUUGUAAUUAAAAACUUCAUGUUAAUGGUAAGAAACCAAUUUGGAGUGAUGGUAAAAGUGUUGAGAUCAGACAAUGGCAUUAGGGGUGUUCAAACCGAACCGAAACCGAACACCGAAUCGAAACCGAAGCUUAAUGGCUUAUUGGUAUGGGGAGAUAAGUUUGCUGCAAGAGCAAAGGCAUCAGUCUUGAUAGGAUAUUUGGAUAGACAGAAGCUUUAUAUCUUAUUAGAACUUGCUACUAAUAGAAUAUUUGUAAGUAGGGAUGUGGAAGAUGAACCUUAUGCUCUUAAUCAAGACACGACCACUGAUGCUGCACAUAUUCCACUGAGAAAAUCCUCCAGGACCUCCAUACAACCUAUUUGGCUAAGAGAUUAUGUCACAACACAGAAGGGAACCAGUAAGUAUCCCAUCACUAACUAUAUAUCCUAUGACAAAGUCACACCAAAGUACCAAAGCUAUUUGGAAAAGUUUUCUACAUUGGUUAAGCCCAGAUCUUUCAAACAAGCUGCAAAAUAUGCUAGAUGGAUUGAAGCAAUGAAACAAGAAAUCAAGGCUUUAGAGGAUAAUAAAACUUGGGAAGUUGUAGACUUACCAUCAUGGAAACACACUGUAGGAUCCAAAUGGGUCUACAAGAUCAAGUACCAAGCAAAUGGAGACACUGAGAGGUUCAAGGUUAGACUAGUUGCAAAAGGUUGGAAUUUAUACCAAAUGGAUGUCUACAAUGCUUUUUUGCAAGGCGAUCUUUAUGAAGAAGUUUACAUGGAUAUGCCUGAAGGAUUUAGGAGGCAGGGGGAGCAGAAGAAACCAGAUGACAUGGUGAUCAUCCUGGUGUAUGUGGAUGAUCUGCUCAUCAUAGGCAGCAAUGAUCAGCUGAUUACUGAGGCAAAGGAGAUACUCCAUCAGCAAUUCAAGCUAAAGGACUUAGGUGAGCUCAAGUACUUCAUGGGCAUUGAAAUCUUAAGGUCAGCAACUGGGGUACUUUUGAAUCAAAGGAAGUAUGUCCUAGAACUCAUUUCUGAAAUGGGACUCAGUGGUGCCAAGCCAGCAAUUACCCCUUUGGAGACCAAUAUCAAGUUAACUACAAUUGCAUAUGAUCAGGCAACAGGUUCCACAGGUGACUCACUUUUAGAAGAUGUUAGUACAUAUCAAAGAUUGAUUGGUCGUUUGAUGUAUGUUACUUCAACAAAACCUGAUAUUAGCUAUGCUAUUCACACCUUGAGCCAGUUCAUGCAGCACCCUAAGAAGUCCGACUGGGAGGCUGCUAUUAGGGUGGUUAGAUAUUUGAGGAAUUCUCCAGGACAAGGUAUUUGGUUGAGGUCUGGUCCUGCAUCAAAGUUACAAUGUUGGUGUGAUUCUGAUUGGGCAACUUGCCCCAAUACUAGGAGAUUAGUAACAGGUUAUGUGGUAAAAUUUGGUGAAUCUUUCAUUUCAUGGAAGUCAAAGAAGCAACAAACAGUGUCCAGAAGUUCAGCUGUAGCUGAAUAUCGUAGCAUGGCUUCAGCUGUAGCUAAAGUCACAUGGUUGCUUGGUCUAUUUCAAGAGCUGGGAGUUCCCAUCAAGCUUCAUGUUCUAUUGCAAUGUGACAGCAAAUCUGCUAUACAGUUGGCUGCUAAUCCUAUUUUUCACGAACGAACAAAAUAUAUUGUGAUUUAUUGUCAUUUCAUUCGUGAUGAGUUCAAGGCAGGGGUGGUCAAGACUGUCUAUGUCCAUUCCAAAGUCCAACAAGCUUAUUUACUCACCAAGAGCCUCUCUCAGGAUUCACACAAGCUUCUACCAUUAGAGCAGUGCAGAGCUAAUGCAAAUUUGCUCAGUGUAAGAGAAGAUUUUAGCAAAUACGAACAACAUGAAACUGAAGCAGUACGACUUGUUCAGUAUGUCGGAGACAAAUACUUGUGA